This is a messenger RNA of Rhinocladiella mackenziei CBS 650.93, 1722 nucleotides long. RefSeq lists its product as uncharacterized. NCBI's taxonomy places the organism in Eukaryota, Fungi, Ascomycota, Eurotiomycetes, Chaetothyriales, Herpotrichiellaceae. Bases 1 to 1722 code for a protein of 573 amino acids. The record is from RefSeq and is a predicted model, not a curated record. The transcript is spliced from 3 exons. Gene Ontology annotation, biological process: transmembrane transport. Gene Ontology annotation, cellular component: membrane.
AUGAUCGACAAUGGCAUCCAGCAAGACUACCUGAAUGGUCACAGCGGCAUCAUUUUGACAGUCUUUUGCAUUGUGUCCAUUUUCGUUAUCUGGCCUGUACAUAUCCCUCUCCCUUGGUAUUUGCAACGACCCAUCCUGCUUCUGCUGAGAACGACCCGAAUAAUCGCCGCAGAGGAUCACGACCGCUUAUCGGAGCGGCAGCUCUAUUUCUCAUUAUCGCUCAAGACAGCGCCGGUAACUGGAGUGAUUUUGUUGCUGGCUACAACCACCAUCAAUGGCAGCACGAUCAAACUUGGAAUCAAAGGCGACGAAGAUAUCAAACCAUACGAUGUUUUGGUUCUGUUUAUUUCGUUCGCCUACAUAUCAAUCGCGCUUGAUGGAACUGGUGCUCUAGAAGCAAUUGCUCUUUGGGUCUCUAAGCGAGGGGGCAGUUCAGGCCGAUUACUGUUCACCUAUCUGUAUACGUUUUUCCUCCUGACUGCAUGCAUCGUGGGAAACGACCCCUUGAUCCUCUCAGGCACUCCGUUUCUAGCAUACCUCACUCAUCACACUAAAAUUGCGCCUGAAGCAUGGAUUUUCAGCGAGUUCAUGGCUGCAAAUACUGCCUCGGCGGUUCUCGUCUCUUCAAACCCUACCAAUAUUCUCAUCGCCGGGAGCUUUUCGUUGAAUUUCUUGACUGGUUUCACCAAAUGGACCAUCUUGCCAUCCAUAAUCCCUGCAAUUCUGACCUAUCCGAUUCUGAUGAUCAUGUUCUGGAAGAAGAUCCCCAAAACUCUGACCCCGAUUACAGAGGACCCAUGGUCGAAGCUCCGCGACCGAAAGGGUGCAAUCUUUCUGAGCGCCCUCAUGCUGAUUACUGUCGCUGUCCUGGUCGGCACAAGCUUCGUCCCCAACCAUGCAGUCGAGGUCUGGAUGGUGACAAUGCCAGCAGGUGUCUUGGCCUUUAUUUUCAAUGUGGGAAGAGAUUGGUGGGAUCUGCGAGGUCAAAAGAGGGCUGCAGAAGAACAAGAGGCCGAUCAAGCUGCAGCACACCAACACGUUGACAGAAGUGGUGUCAGGCGGAGUCAAGAACAAAAACUGGAUGAUCUUUGCAAAUCGAAAUCCGAAGGUCCCGAUUCUUCGCCUUCGCUGGAGCCCGAGGAGCUGCUAGCUGAUUCGGAAACUGUUACUCUUACCUCGGUAAUGAGACGCCUUGCUCGCCGUUUUCCAGGAACGACCAGGACGGUCGUGCGGUUGCCAAUCCCACUCUUACCUUUCGCCAUGUGCGAAUUCAUUCUGGUCCGUGGCAUGCAGCAACGGGGAUGGAUCGGGAUAUUCGCACGAGGAUUUGCCAACGCCUGCACCGAUCCUGCAAAGACCGCCUUCUUCAUGGGAUUUGUGAGUGCGGCAUUCCUGUGUCCUCUAGCGGGCACCAAUAUCGGGGCCACGAUCAUCCUGGUUGAGAUCAUGCGAGAUCCAGCAUUUUCGCAAUCGCCAGCCGUGCUGGCAGACCAUCGUCUGCUGAAGGCCGCGAUUUACGCCGUCGCGAUGGGCAGUAACAUUGGCGCCUUCAGCUGGACUUUUGCAGGGAGUCUUGCUGGAUUACUGUGGCGAGGUCUUUUGGCGGACAAGGGUGUCCAUGUCAGUCAACUCAAGUUUGCUCUUGUCAAUACUUUUCCCUUGUUGAUGCAGAUCACCAUCUCGUGUGCGAUUGUGCUUGGAGAGCUGUACUGGUUCUCAUGA